This is a messenger RNA of Vigna angularis (adzuki bean), 1824 nucleotides long. RefSeq names its product mitogen-activated protein kinase kinase kinase 1. The coding region runs from base 59 to 1510 and encodes 483 amino acids. Gene Ontology annotation, biological process: protein phosphorylation. Gene Ontology annotation, molecular function: protein kinase activity; ATP binding. The record is from RefSeq and is a predicted model, not a curated record. Lineage: Eukaryota; Viridiplantae; Streptophyta; Magnoliopsida; Fabales; Fabaceae. The transcript is spliced from 8 exons.
UGUUACAAAAGUACAAUGAUUGGGCAAACAGUAUUAAAAUAAGGAAUAAAGAAUAUAAAUGUGUUGUAUUGCGUUGUGUGCAGUGCCGUCUCAGGCUAAUAUGUUUUGGAUCGGAGAGAAAGAGUCAGUGCGUUGUGCGCGUGUGCUUCAGAACAUUAUGGAAGGUGGCCGGAAGCCGUUGAAGCCGCGCCUUGAGCGCCGGAACGCCAUGAAGAACAUCGAUUACCGGUUAAAGGAGGAUGAAGACACAGACACCGAAACGGACAUAGACAUAGGUAGUUUGGAUGAAAGGAGUUUCCGAGUGGAAGGAAUUGACGGCGAAUUCGACCGUAUAUUUCGGAGCUUGGGCCUGUCCGGGCCCGAGGACUUUGCCAUCCCGGCGGCGGCUUGGAAAGAAGCCCAGGCCCAGAAGGCCCGCAGCACAGUGAACCUUCAACACGAACCGCCACAAAAUAAAAAGCAGAGAGAGGGGGGAAUAAAGGGCGUUAGGCCUCCCAUUUUGGAACCGACGCAGGUUACCUCCACUUGGACCUCCCAACAACCAACGGUUUCUGAUUCCGUGUCACGUGAUGAAGACAGUGAUGUUGGUGUUAAAGCUGAAAUUGAAAAGGUUUCUGCUUUGGUCGGGAAUGAGACCUUUGAUAUUCAAAACCUGUCGCCGAAUGCAACCGGAUAUUUCGGGUCGUGGCAAAAAGGCGAGAUCUUGGGAAAGGGCUCUUUUGGAACUGUAUAUGAAGGCUUCACGGACGAUGGGAACUUUUUUGCCGUAAAGGAGGUGUCUUUAUUGGAUAACGACAGCCAGGGCAAACAGAGCAUUUUCCAGCUUCAGCAGGAAAUAUCUCUUUUGAGUCAGUUCCGACACGACAACAUAGUUCGAUAUAUUGGCACUGACAAGGACAAUGACAAGCUGUAUAUCUUCCUCGAACUUGUAACAAAAGGAUCGUUGGCAAGUCUCUAUCAAAAGUAUCGAUUAGGGGACUCUCAAGUUUCUGCAUACACAAGACAGAUUUUGAGUGGCUUGAAGUAUCUUCAUGAUCGCAAUGUGGUUCACAGGGACAUCAAGUGUGCCAAUAUAUUGGUUGAUGCAAAUGGGUCCGUCAAGCUUGCAGAUUUUGGAUUGGCGAAGGCAACCAAGCUGAAUGAUGUUAAAUCAAGUAAAGGCUCUCCGUACUGGAUGGCCCCUGAGGUUGUUAACUUGAGGAACCGUGGAUAUGGGUUAGCAGCUGAUAUAUGGAGCUUAGGAUGUACAGUAUUAGAGAUGUUGACACGCCAACCUCCUUAUUCUCAUUUGGAAGGAAUGCAAGCGAUAUUUCGAAUUGGCAGUGGUCAACCCCCACCUGUUCCGACAUCUUUGUCAACAGAUGCACGAGAUUUUAUUCUUAAAUGCUUACAAGUUAACCCAAACAAACGGCCAACUGCUGCUGGGCUAUUAGACCAUCCAUUUGUAAAGAGACCACUUCUGUCUCCCAUAAGUCCUGUUUCUCCAAGUAUCAACCUUUUACUGUCCUAAGAGAUUCUCAACAUCCUCUGAGAUUGUUUUGCAGACAUGACCCUAGCUUCUUCUUCUGGUCACGGUUCUUUUCCCUUUUUGUCAAGUUGUAAGUAUUAGAGCAAUGGUUAUUAGUGUUUGUAGCCACCCUUUACAUCUGUGAAUAGGAAGCUAAGAAAGGGAAGUAGCUACCUAACAAAGGAACUGGUAGUUUUUAUUGUAAUCAGUCUGUCGACUUUCUCUUCAAUUAGAACAACACAGGGCUUUUGUACAUAGCUUAAUCAAGGUUUUCCACUUCAUCACAAUGCAAUUACCUUAAACAUUCUUUAUGUCAA